This is a messenger RNA of Loa loa (African eye worm), 894 nucleotides long. RefSeq lists its product as hypothetical. Gene Ontology annotation, cellular component: nucleus. The transcript is spliced from 8 exons. Lineage: Eukaryota; Metazoa; Nematoda; Chromadorea; Rhabditida; Onchocercidae. The coding region runs from base 199 to 894 and encodes 231 amino acids. Gene Ontology annotation, biological process: chromatin organization. The record is from RefSeq and is a predicted model, not a curated record.
GGACUUGCUAAAUGUUAUAGGAUGCAUAACUUCUCGUACUUUUCGAAACAAAACAAAUGAUGGUGUGAAAAUGCUUCAAAAGCCGAAAUUGCAUGUAAAGGAUCAUAUGGCAUUUCAUGUAUAACACGAAUACUUUCAUUAUUGUCUAAUUGUCGACUUCUGGUCAAAGAGCGCUUGCUCAAGCGUAAGUGAAGCCGUAUGAUGGGUUCUUCUUCUAACGGCAGUAGUGGUACUUUGAAGAGAAAACAGAUAACGAGAGGUCGGAAGCGUGAUGAUCUACCUUCUCUUGGUAUUGUCGCAAGACGAGCGGCUUCUCGAUGUGGCUUAUCACGACAAAGCAAGAACGCUGCAAUCAGCGGACGACGAAUCGGUAUAAAUAUGCCAGUCAACAAAUAUGCCAAUCGACGGACAUCUUUUUUCAAAUCGGUUCGUCCACAAAAAGCAACAAGUCAAAAGGCAGGAUUACGGUGUCAUGAUGCAUUAUGGGAUAAGUGUGAGCGUCUAUUUCGAAAAGGCGAUAUAGUUUCAGUGACGGAUAACAGUAAUAGUUUGUGUUAUUUUGCACAAAUUCGAGCCCUGCUAUGUAAUCAACUUGGCGAACGCUUUGCUGCUCUCACUUGGUUGGUUCCCACUGAAUCAGCCGAUGAAGCUCAUCAGUUCGAUGCGGAACAUUUUGUGCAUGCACUGUCUGACUCAGUGUUGUACCCUCUAGAGGUUUGCACAUUUGUGCAGCACGCUCCGUUGCUUCCGGGUUAUUGUCAUGACUGGAAACCGCGAUCAAUAGUCGAAAAAAAAUUACAUGAGCAGCUGGAAGAAAGAGUUCGUUCUAUAAAUACAAUAUCAACUAAAUUAAUUGCAUUUGAUGAGAAAAUUCCAACUUCUAAAUUAAAAUGA